Phoenix dactylifera (date palm) is the source of this 768-nucleotide messenger RNA. RefSeq names its product transcription factor bHLH162-like. Gene Ontology annotation, biological process: regulation of transcription by RNA polymerase II. Lineage: Eukaryota; Viridiplantae; Streptophyta; Magnoliopsida; Arecales; Arecaceae. Gene Ontology annotation, molecular function: RNA polymerase II transcription regulatory region sequence-specific DNA binding; DNA-binding transcription factor activity, RNA polymerase II-specific; protein dimerization activity. The record is from RefSeq and is a predicted model, not a curated record. Gene Ontology annotation, cellular component: RNA polymerase II transcription regulator complex.
UUUGUAGAGCUGCCUGGAAGCUACCACUGCAAAUGGAGAGGUCCCAUGGCUUCACAAGGCCGGAUCGGAAGACCAUCGAGAGGAAUAGAAGGAUCCAAAUGAAGGCUCUCUGCUCCCAGCUCGACUCCCUGCUCCCCGACCCACCCACCUCAAGGGAGGGAGCGACGCUGCCGCUACCAGACCGACUAGAAGAAGCGGCGAAUUAUAUAAAAAGUCUGCAGAGGAGGCUGGAGAGGAUGAAGGAGAGGAAGAGGAAGCUGAUGGAGUCCGAGGGGACCAGCCGAGGUACGGGAAGUGUGGAGAGAGGUGGGAUGAGGUUGCCUCAGAUAGAGGUCCAAGACCUGGGUUCUGGGUUAAGAGUUGUUAUAACAAAUAGCCCAGGGGAUCGGCGCAUGUUCUACGAGGCGGUUCGAGUCAUGGAGGAGGAAGGGGGAGAGAUCCUGAAUGCCAACUUCUUGGUGGUCGGCGACAAGGCUUUCCACUCCAUACACUCCAUGGUUGCGGAUCCUAGGGGUGGUUCUGAGGCUAGCAAGGUGUUGGAGAGACUGAAGAAAGCAUGUCAUCAGUGAUGGUGAUGUUGGUAGCCUGUGUGUAUGAAAAAGGGGUUUGUUUGUAUUUUUUAGGACAGGCCGAAAAAUGAAUAGUGGAAACUGUUGAUGUUUCACAAGUUCAGAUAGUUUGCUGUCGAAGAAAGUGGGUCUUGCUGCUUCUGUUGUUUUUAUCUCAAGUAUCAAAUCAGCCUCAAUAGAUAUAACUACUGUUGCCGGA